GACAUUUUAUCGAACACUUGCAAUUAAAUGAAAAAGCAUCAUCUCUCUCACGUUCACAAUUCACAAUUGCAUAAACCCUAGACUACAUUUCUAAUUGCCAAUCAACAACAAUGGCUACUUCCCUUUGUGUGAAGAAACUGCUAAGUUCUUCAACUGUCCUCUCUAAAUCCCAAUUUGCUUCAAGUCUCUUUACUGCCGCCUCUCCGUCGACACUCUUUAACACCAACAAUCUCUCCCCCGUUCGCCGCGCCUUUCCUCUCUCAGAUGAUGUGUUGGAUCCGAUGUCUGCGACUCGAAGCCUCAGCCAGAUCCCCCUUGCGUCACCAUUAUCCAAUGGAAUUGGUGGCAGGCGUGGCUGGGAGGUGAAUCGUAGUUAUAGUACUUUGCUUGGACUCGGCAAAGAGGAGGAUGUUAAGGCUCCGGUUAGGAAGAAGAGUUUCACCAAAAUAUGCAUGGUUAUUAAAACUUUCGACAAUAAAAAUGCGGAGGAACAAACUUAUCCAGCUCACCAAAAUAAAAUUAGAUUGCCUACUAAACGAUCCUUGUUUACUGUUUUGCGAUCGCCUCAUGUUGAUAAGAAGUCUAGAGAACAAUUUUUUUUGACAACAAAGAAACAACAUCUGGUCAUACAAGCGGAAAGGCAUGAAUUGGCCAAAAAGUACUUUUGGUUGAAGCGCCACCGUAUAAUGGGAGCUCAAUUUGAAGUCAAGUUUUUUUGCAAGACCCGUUUUCAACGUGCAAGGGGAAGAGAUGGGUUAAGUGAUAGCAGGGAGAGCGAACCUGCUCCAGCCCUAGCUUCUAUUUGAAAUUGAAAGUGUUGGGACUUAGGAGAUAUGACUGUCGGAUGAAUUUGCUGGAGAAGUAGUAUAAACUUGAUGCACUUAAGGCGGGAGUGUUGCAGGUUGCGGUUCCUGAGUUGUAUGCAUGCCGCUUUUAAUUUUUGUUGCUAGUUUAUUGCUGUCUCCCUACAAUUUCUAAUGGUGGUUUGUCAACCUUUGUGUUGUUGUUGGUGUUUACUUUUCAGAGUCGCUUUCCUGUGAACACAAUUUUACUUGGCAAAAAAGAAGAAAAGAGGACUGAUGUUUUCCAUGUUUCUAUUGAUUUUAUAUAUAAUUUUCUAAUGUA
Daucus carota subsp. sativus is the source of this 1125-nucleotide messenger RNA. Its product is annotated as heat shock 22 kDa protein, mitochondrial. The transcript has 2 exons. Gene Ontology annotation, cellular component: ribosome; small ribosomal subunit; mitochondrion. Gene Ontology annotation, biological process: translation. The record is from RefSeq and is a predicted model, not a curated record. Gene Ontology annotation, molecular function: structural constituent of ribosome. Bases 111 to 806 code for a protein of 231 amino acids. NCBI's taxonomy places the organism in Eukaryota, Viridiplantae, Streptophyta, Magnoliopsida, Apiales, Apiaceae.